Molecule: messenger RNA, 1895 nt
Organism: Malus domestica (apple)
Lineage: Eukaryota; Viridiplantae; Streptophyta; Magnoliopsida; Rosales; Rosaceae
Gene: SOS2
Product: son of sevenless homolog 2 (Drosophila)
Biological process (GO): signal transduction; protein phosphorylation
Molecular function (GO): protein serine/threonine kinase activity; ATP binding
Source: RefSeq, a predicted model, not a curated record
UCACAUUUUCAGCGGCUAAAUUUGGACUCUCUACCUCUCCGGGCAGCCUCAGCCUCGUCGGAGCCGACCCGACAAACCGUUUAAGUCGGGCACCCAGAGCAACCGAAGGCACGUACCUUUAUCCCCACGGUGACUAUCCACCAGAAUAUUCUCAUUCUCCGUGAAAUCGAAGCUGAAAUUGUCUUGCUAGAUCGUGAAAGUUUGGGUUUUCCGGGAAUCGGAGAGUUUGGUUCUGUGAUUUUUGUGGGAAAUGAGCUCAGAGGGACGACAAUGAAGAAGAAGUCGAGAAAUGUAGGGAAGUAUGAGGUGGGGCGGACGAUCGGCGAAGGGACAUUCGCCAAGGUUAAGUUUGCGAGGAACUGCGAGUCCGGCGAAAGCGUGGCCAUGAAGGUUUUGGCCAAAAGCACCAUUCUCAAGCACAGAAUGGUUGAUCAGAUUAAAAGAGAGAUAUCCAUAAUGAAAAUUGUCAGGCAUCCUAAUAUUGUAAGGCUGCUAGAGGUUUUGGCUGGUCGGACGAAGAUAUUUAUAAUUCUUGAGUUUGUAACUGGAGGAGAAUUGUUUGAUAAAAUUGUUCACCAAGGAAAGCUUCCUGAAAAUGAAUCCAGGAAAUACUUUCAACAGCUUAUAGAUGCAGUUGCCCACUGUCACAGUAAGGGUGUGUACCACAGAGACCUGAAGCCUGAAAAUCUUCUCCUUGAUGCUUAUGGAAAUUUGAAGGUUUCUGACUUUGGACUAAGUGCAUUGCCCCUGCAAGGGGACGGUCUUCUUCAUACCACGUGUGGAACCCCAAAUUACAUUGCGCCUGAGGUGCUGGGUGACCAGGGUUAUGAUGGCUCUGCUGCUGAUAUUUGGUCAUGUGGGGUUAUCCUAUUUGUUUUAAUGGCUGGAUACCUCCCAUUUGAUGAGACAAACCUAUCCACCCUCUAUAGAAAAAUUAAUGAUGCAGACUUCUCCUGUCCGUUUUGGUUUUCUCCCGAGGCAAAUAAAUUGAUACAUAAGAUACUUGAUCCCAAUCCCAAAACUCGAAUUCGGAUUGAUGGAAUCAGAAAGGAUCCAUGGUUCAAGAAAAAUUAUGCCCCUCUCACAUAUAGGGAAGAUGAGGAAGUAAGCUUGGAUGAUGUUCGUGCAGUUUUUGAGGAUAUUGAGGACCAAUAUGUAGCGGAGCGGUCAGAAAUUAAGGAUGGUGGUCCUUUGUUAAUGAAUGCGUUCGAGAUGAUUACCCUAUCCCAAGGGCUAAAUCUAUCUGCAUUGUUUGACCGGAGACAGGAUUAUGUAAAUCGACAAACCCGAUUUGUUUCCCGCAAACCAGCUCAUGUUAUAAUUUCAAAUGUAGAAGCUGUUGCGGAAUCAAUGGGUCUCAAGGUCCAUACGCGCAAUUACAAGACAAGACUUGAAGGAAUAUCCGCAAAUAGGACGGGACAAUUUGCAGUGGUCCUAGAGGUUUAUGAAGUUGCACCAUCCCUUUUCAUGGUAGAUGUUCGAAAGGCUGCCGGAGAUACUCUUGAAUAUCAUAAGUUUUACAAGAAUUUCUGUGCCAAAUUAGAAGAGAUUAUUUGGAAACCGAAGGAGGGUAUGGGUCGUUCAAAUCUCCGUAAAACAAUGACUUACUGAUCCAUUUCCUUGGGUGUGAAACAAAUCAGUGAGCAGACUAACAAAAGAAGGCUACAUCACAAGGAACGUGCCCUGAAGCUUGGCCAAGUUUUAGUGGCAACAAACUAGUGUGUCCUCCACAUGUUGUAUUUGCUUGUAAUUUUUUUUUGUAUGUUUUUCGUUUCGAUAUGUAUUUAAUCUACGUUGAGAGAGAUCGCCAUGUAUUUAGUAUACAAAGGAUUCUCAGAAUGUAAAAAUCAUGAAGAUUGUUGAUUUAAUCCACCGGUAUAGGAGUUUCUUAAUGU